CCAAGCAAUUAAGCAAAAUGCACACUCACCAACUGACGUUGAUUUUCGGCAUGGCGCUCCUGUGGACACUGGCCAGCGGCACCACCCAACCGCCGAGCAGCAGCCGUCCGCCGGUCACCACCGUGCGCUCCACGCCCAGGAACUGCCCGCUCUUCCCGCCGGUCUGCUCCAAGAGCAGUCCCCGGGUCUGCGGACGGACUCCGCGCGGCGAGUGCCAGCGCUUCGAGAACAUCUGCCACCUGCUGCUGGCCAAUGGGCAGCGGCAGCCGGAGGGCGUGCGGCACACCCGCGACAUCGACUGCCGCAACGUGAAGGGCACCGGCGCCGCCAACCGGCGGCCCUGCUACAAUCCCUGCCCCGCUCGGCCCGUCGUCUGCCAGAGGUCGCCGCCCAGCCAGCACAUCUGCGUGCGGAGCAGGAACAGCCGGCAGUGCAAGGUGCUGGCCAACAGCUGCCAGCUGCGCAACCAGAACUGCCACAGCCAGCCCAGGAACAACUGGCUCCGCACCGAUAGGCGUCGUUGUGGCCGGCUGCAGCUGGGCGAUAAGCCGCAGGGCUGCCUCCGGGUGCAGGUCCGGCCCACUCGGCGCACCACCACUCGGCGCAGCACCACUGGACGCACCACCACCCGGUCGGCCUAAAGGAUCACGCACAACGGCAGCCACGCAUUUAUAUUUUUUUUUCCCCCACCCAACAGCCACCGUGCGCAA
This is a messenger RNA of Drosophila erecta, 710 nucleotides long. RefSeq lists its product as uncharacterized. Lineage: Eukaryota; Metazoa; Arthropoda; Insecta; Diptera; Drosophilidae. Bases 18 to 641 code for a protein of 207 amino acids. The record is from RefSeq and is a predicted model, not a curated record. The transcript has 3 exons.